UGUUCGAACAACAACGAAACAAAAAAGUGAAACUGCAACAAACUUCACUCAGGUUUUUCUUUCGUUUGACACGGUUAAAAAUGGCUGGCCGCGGUGGAAAUUCUCGUCGUGAACAAGAAACUGAUAAUACAAUUACUCACGUACAAUGUGAUGGAUUGGCUGUAAUGAAAAUGGUGAAGCAUUGCCAGGAGGAGUCCAGCAACAUGGACCUGGCCCAGGGAGCCCUCCUCGGUUUGGUGGUAGACAAGCGUUUGGAGAUCACCAAUUGCUUCCCCUUCCCCAAGAGCAGUGAUGAGCUCAUGGACGAGGAAAUGUAUCAAUUGACCAUGAUGCGUCGUUUGCGUCGCGUCAAUGUUGACCAUUUCCACGUCGGCUGGUAUCAAAGCUCAGAUGUUGGUAACUUUUUGUCGUUGCCUUUAUUGGAAUCGCAAUACCAUUACCAGACCAGCAUCGAGGAGUCUGUUGUUGUUAUCUACGACACUCAGAAGUCAGCUCGUGGGUUCUUGACCCUCAAGGCCUACCGUCUGACUCCACAGGCCAUCGCCAUGUACAAGGAGAACGAUUUCACUCCCGAUGCUCUGCGUCAGCUCAAGGUCGGAUAUGAAACCCUCUUUGUUGAGAUUCCAAUUGUCAUCAAGAAUUCGCCUCUGACCAACAUCAUGAUGAGCGAGUUGAGCGAGAUGGUUCCUGAGGAUCAGGGCCACAACUUCCUCGAUUUGGGAACAGCCUCAGUGUUGGAGAAUCAUAUGCGCUGUUUGAUUGACCGAGUCGAUGAACUUUACCAGGAGUCCAUGAAGUACAAUAAGUACCAACAGAUGGUCUUCAAGCAGGAAACGGAGAAACACCGCGCUUUGUCUAAACAAGCUGCUGAAAAUGCAGUUCGUCUAUCCAAGGGCGAAUAUCCAAUUCCAGAGGAGGAGGUUCUCAAGCAGUUCCGUCCUCUGCCAGUGCCAAUUCGAUUGAAUGCCACAAUCACUUCCGGACAAAUCAAUACCUAUUCCCAACAUAUUUCACAAUUCUGCUCACAGUCUUUGGCUAAAUUAUUUAUUACAAAAUCAUUGCAAGACGCCAAGGAAGCCAAGGACUCUAAGUAGAUACAACGAUCAUUGGAAAAUCGUGUUUUUUUGUAAAAGGAAAAAGAUAAAUAAUUUGUAAUUUAAAAAUUCAGAUAAGGAGCAUUUGAAAGAGAAAAGAGUUAAAAGCAUAUGUAAAAGAAAUAAAAAUAAUCAUUUUACAUCCCUGUCUGUCGAAUUGAA
Molecule: messenger RNA, 1256 nt
Organism: Eupeodes corollae
Lineage: Eukaryota; Metazoa; Arthropoda; Insecta; Diptera; Syrphidae
Gene: eIF3h
Product: eukaryotic translation initiation factor 3 subunit H
Exons: 3
Coding region: 81-1094 (337 amino acids)
Cellular component (GO): eukaryotic 43S preinitiation complex; cytosol; eukaryotic translation initiation factor 3 complex
Molecular function (GO): protein binding; translation initiation factor activity; metallopeptidase activity
Source: RefSeq, a predicted model, not a curated record